Molecule: messenger RNA, 2508 nt
Organism: Oryzias melastigma (Indian medaka)
Lineage: Eukaryota; Metazoa; Chordata; Actinopteri; Beloniformes; Adrianichthyidae
Product: excitatory amino acid transporter 1
Exons: 10
Coding region: 202-1782 (526 amino acids)
Biological process (GO): L-aspartate import across plasma membrane; L-glutamate import across plasma membrane; D-aspartate import across plasma membrane
Cellular component (GO): plasma membrane
Molecular function (GO): glutamate:sodium symporter activity; L-glutamate transmembrane transporter activity; neutral L-amino acid transmembrane transporter activity
Source: RefSeq, a predicted model, not a curated record
UGAGGCUCCGCCCACUUCUUCUGACUGCAGCUUCCACUUUCUGCUGCUGAAUCCCACAAACUCCACUGAAGCUUCAGCAUCCUCAUCCUUCAUCCAGCAGCCACACCUUCACCUGAGGAUCGAUAGCGUCCGAACAGCUGCAUCCAUCUGGAAGCUUAAACUCAUUUUUGAUCGUCAAUAGAGCAACAGCCGCCCAGCAGGAUGCAACGCAUCAGGGAGGGAAUCCACAUCCGCACGAUGAAGGCCAAGAGGAAAGUGGAGGAGAUCUCCAAAGAGGACGUCCAGGCGUUCCUCAAGAAGAACGCCUUUGUGCUCUUCACAGUGGCAGCAGUGGUUCUUGGGGUCAUUCUCGGAUUUUCACUGCGCCCCUACAAGAUGAGCUACCGGGAGGUCAAGUACUUCUCCUUUCCUGGAGAGGUGCUGAUGAGGAUGCUGCAGAUGCUGGUGCUGCCGCUGCUCGUCUCCAGUCUGAUUACAGGAAUGGCAGCUUUGGAUAGUAAAGCGUCUGGGAAGAUGGGCAUGAGAGCGGUGAUUUACUACAUGACCACAACCAUCAUUGCAGUCUUCGUCGGUAUACUGAUUGUGCUCAUCAUCCACCCGGGAAAAGGCUCCAAAGCUGAGUUUGGAAAGCAGCAGACGAUAGAACAAGUCAGCCCUGCUGAUGCUUUCCUGGAUCUGAUCAGAAACAUGUUCCCUCCAAACUUGGUCCAAGCCUGCACCCAGCAGUUCAAAACCAAAUACGGGAAGCGAACAAUCCAUGUAACGGUGACCGUCAAUGAUACAUUCUUCAACUCAACCAACAACACGCAGGAGGUCAUGGAGAUCACCAGGGAGGAGAUGAUUCCCAUCCCCGGUCAGGUCAAUGGACUCAACGCUCUGGGGCUGGUGGUCUUCUCUAUGUGCUUUGGUCUAAUCAUUGGGAACAUGAAAGAGCAGGGCCAGCUGCUCAGAGAAUUCUUCGACAGCCUGAACGAGGCCAUCAUGCAGCUGGUAGCCAUCAUCAUGUGGUAUGCUCCUAUUGGUAUCCUGUUCCUGAUUGCGGGCAAGAUAGUUGAGAUGGAUGACCUCACCCAAAUGGGUGGUCAGCUGGGCAUGUACACCAUCACGGUCAUCAUUGGCUUGAUGAUUCACGGCGUUUUGAUUCUGCCCAUGCUCUAUUUUGUCAUCACUCGACAGAACCCCUUUCUGUUUAUCGCUGGACUGCUUCAAGCUUUGGUCACUGCCUUAGGAACGUCAUCCAGCUCUGCAACACUCCCGGUCACCUUCAAAUGUCUGGAGGAAAACAACAAGAUUGACAAACGGAUCACCCGCUUCGUGCUUCCUGUUGGGGCCACCAUAAACAUGGACGGAACGGCUCUAUACGAGGCGCUGGCAGCCAUCUUCAUCGCUCAGGUCAACAACAUGGAGAUGAACUUUGGUCAGAUCAUCACCAUCAGCAUUACAGCAACCGCAGCCAGCAUUGGGGCAGCCGGCAUCCCUCAGGCGGGCCUGGUCACCAUGGUGAUUGUUCUGACCUCCGUCGGACUGCCCACUGAUGACAUCACUCUCAUCAUUGCAGUCGACUGGUUCCUGGACCGCCUCCGCACCACCACCAAUGUUUUGGGAGACUCCAUCGGAGCCGGCAUCGUUGAGUUCCUGUCCCGACAUGAACUCCGCAGCAAAGAUGUGGAGAUGGGAAACUCGGUGUUGGAGGAGAAGGAGAGGAAGAAACCUUACAAGCUCAUCUCACAGGACAGUGAUUUUGAGAACGACAAACGGACUCACUGUGAGUCCAACAUGUAGCUCAACCUUGACUUGCUUGAACAGAAAAGUGUUUGCAGCCUUUUCUGUGACAGGAACAGGGACCGAACUGUCAGUCAUGUCUCAGUGUACGUCCUGCUCACCUGAGCUUCUUAACAUUCCUUAACAGUCAUGUCACAGACCUGGUGAGUCUCCAAAAUCCUCUUCUUGCAUGAGAAACGACCGAAGUCAUUUUUAAUAACCUUGUUGUGUUUUUAAGUACUGCUGCUGAUUUCAUUUUUUUUUUAUUCUUUGCUUUAAUUGGUAUUUUAUUUCACUCAAGCUACAGUAAAGAGUAAAACCUUUCUUUUUUAUUUAUUCAAAGACUGAACUGACAGAAAUCUUAAUAUAAACACAACUACAAUGUAGUAACAGACAUUUGUCUUUUAGCUGCUGGAAGGAAAAAAACUACAGUUAUAUUUUAAAUAAAGAAUUCAAGUGUUGAUUUAAAAAUGUAUCAUUUCACUGUCUUCCGGAUAUUGUCUAAUCUUUCUAUUUAAAUCAGUAACUGAUUCCCUCUUAAAUUGUAUGAAAAUGUAAUAUCGCGGGCACACAUGCAGCUUCACAAAUGUCUUGUAACUUGCUUGGAUUGUGUUAAUAAAAGCAAAAAUGCUUCAUGAGUUUUAGUGAAAUCAGUUUGAGCCGUUUCAAACCAGUUCCCAGGAGUCAAACUGUUUGUGUUCAUUUGUGUUGGUUAAUCUGCUGUGAAAUAAACAGUGUGAACUCUGU